Messenger RNA from Anopheles coustani, 423 nucleotides. RefSeq names its product rhodanese domain-containing protein CG4456-like. Gene Ontology annotation, cellular component: mitochondrion. The transcript is spliced from 3 exons. The coding region runs from base 1 to 342 and encodes 113 amino acids. Gene Ontology annotation, molecular function: thiosulfate-cyanide sulfurtransferase activity. The record is from RefSeq and is a predicted model, not a curated record. Lineage: Eukaryota; Metazoa; Arthropoda; Insecta; Diptera; Culicidae.
AUGUCUGACGCAACGUACGAGGAAGUUCUAGAUCUUCCCAAUCAUCCCGAGCAGCUGUUGAUCGAUGUACGAAAUCCGGACGAAAUUGCGGCCACCGGCAAGAUUCCAACGAGUGUGAAUAUUCCAUUCACUCAACUGGAGGAAACGCUCAAGCUGGCCGAUGGCCCAUUUAUGGAUAAACUCGGACGCCCCAAACCGACGCUGGCGGCGGACAUUAUUUUCCACUGCGGCAAGGGUGGUCGGGCACAAAAAGCAACCGACUUAGCACUCGCAUUAGGGUAUCAGAAUGCACGAACGUACAAGGGAUCGUACCAGGAGUGGGCCUCAAAACAAAGCACCUAAGGGCAGGACAACCUAGGAAAUGGCUAUGAAUCCUUCAUGAAGGGCAACAUGUAAGUCUUUGCGUAGACAGCAGGAGGUACU